Messenger RNA from Pseudocercospora fijiensis CIRAD86, 1308 nucleotides. RefSeq lists its product as uncharacterized. The transcript is spliced from 3 exons. Gene Ontology annotation, molecular function: protein binding. The record is from RefSeq and is a predicted model, not a curated record. NCBI's taxonomy places the organism in Eukaryota, Fungi, Ascomycota, Dothideomycetes, Mycosphaerellales, Mycosphaerellaceae. The coding region runs from base 1 to 1308 and encodes 435 amino acids.
AUGAGUGUAGUGCAAUGGCUGGCUGGUCAGCCUGGAGCAGCGUCCAUCCUCGUAGGCCUGCCCGCCGUAGAGGCACGAUCAGCGGGAGAAGGACGAGGCCUAGGUCUCUUCGCGCCGAGAACCAUUCCAGCCUUUACUCAAAUCCUACGAGACCCGAUUGCAUGUUUGAUGAAGCCGACAGACGACCUGCCGGAGCUCUACGAGCGCUUCUCGGAGCUUCCAGAACUGCAGCAAACCCAAUACACGUCACUGUCGUACCGCGAUGAUCUGGAAAAGGACGCCGUACUCACACAGAAACUGCUCCAGCGUGGUUACACCUCAAAUGACGCUAAGAAAAGGAUUCAGGUUGGCCAUAUCAUGCACAAUAAUGCCUUCACGGUCGACGUUGGUGGCCCACAUGGUGCCGGCCAUCGCGCGCUGUUUCUGAGUGUGGCAAGAAUCAACCACUCGUGCACCCCAAAUGCUCAUGUGAGCUUCUACCCUCCGAGCCCGUCAACAUCUGUUGGCCGCAUGGUCGUUCACACACUUCGAGAAUUGCAUGCUGGCGAAGAGGUGCUCAUCUCUUAUUUUAGCAUCCUGAUGUCGAAGCCCGACAGACAGACUAAAGCACGGAAGUGGGGUUUUGAUUGUGCUUGUUCUGCAUGUGACGGCAAGCAACUGCAUCAUGUCGAAAGGGAAGAGGUCCUCAAAGACAUUCGGGACUUCAAAUCCAACUAUUCGAUGGUCAUGAGUGGGAACAAGCACAGUCCUGGAAGUCUUAAAAGCCUGAUCAUCAAAGGAUCAGCUCUUGUUGAACAUUGUCUGGGUGAUCUUUCCUUGCGCCCUGCUCUUCCCGAUCUUUUCGAUGACCUUGGAAUGCUGGAAGCCAAAAUGUUACUGAGUACGAGGCGCGAGAAUGAGCGUGAAGCUGUCGUGGCUUUUCUCGAGAAGUCUGUGGUGUGGGAAGCAAGAAUUACAGGUACUGAGAGUGUUGCGACCAACAAGCGACUAGAAAAAUUGCACCAAUUUGCAACAAGACGUGGCAGACCACACGUGGGCGAACAGUACAAAUUUGAAUACCAGGUGGCUUGGACUGCGCGAUAUAUCCCUAUUGGAUCUUUGACAACCUCCCUGUCGAUCAAGUUCGGACUCCUCAAAGCCUCCUACGCGAAGAGGACAUUGCACCAUCCUUCGAAGCGCACCUCGUCUCAAUCCGCCAAGCGGUUCCAAACCGCGCAAGUCUGUCUGGCGCCAAAAUCUAGACACGAAAUUUAUGGCCUGGCAAAGCACGAGAUUGCACUUCUCUCCUUCGAACGUCUUACAAAGUAG